This is a messenger RNA of Penicillium pulvis, 382 nucleotides long. RefSeq lists its product as uncharacterized. Bases 9 to 272 code for a protein of 87 amino acids. The record is from RefSeq and is a predicted model, not a curated record. The transcript has 3 exons. NCBI's taxonomy places the organism in Eukaryota, Fungi, Ascomycota, Eurotiomycetes, Eurotiales, Aspergillaceae.
UGGCUGCAAUGACCAACCCACAGAAAGUCAAGACCGAUUCGGAGCACGCUCGUCUCCAGAAUGACUUCGGAGCGGAUUACUGGAUUCGCAACCAGCAAGAACAUCGCCAUUCUACUGCUGGACGUGGCCUCUUCGCUGGUCUCCAGGAUGUGAAGAGCUACAACGUGGACAAUGGAUGGGCACGACGAAAGUCUGGGGAUGCGCAGACUGGCUUGUUUGGAUCUCUCUGGAAUCGAUUCGUUGGUGGAACUUACCACCCGCCCACUGAUUGAUCCAAUGAAAAGCCUCGCACAGAAUGCCACAUGUUUGGUGUCUGAUGUUUAAGAUUCAACGAUUGUAUAUAUUUAUUGUUUAAUGAGUUAAGACUCAGGAGUUAUGGGCA